CCGUGACUCUCUGCUAAACGUUGCAAUUGAUCAUUCGCUCUUAAUAGUGAACGGGAAAACUUCUUUUUAUUCACACGUCGUAAACGCUCAGACUCUCGAAAAUUUUAGUAGCUCCGUAUACGGGCAAUCAUUAGUUCUAACCUAGUCACAGCCCUACACGAGUUCCCAAAGACAAUAAUUCAGCCUUGCAACAUGACAUCCACCGUGACCGCGAUCGCAUCUUUGCUGCCGACAACAACAGGGCAACUCAACACACAACCACCUAUCGCACAGAUCAUUCCCAUACUUCGUUCGACAUUCGGUCUUCUGCGUGCUUUCUUGUCUCAAGCCCCGCGAGUUUUGGUCGCGCUCGCCACUCCGUUACUGAUCUUCGUCCCCCUUAUAUCCCGUCUGCUUUCUCCGGUUAUACUCGUCUUCCAUAUCAUAUUGGAUGCCACAGUCUACACCCCAUACGCGAUCAUUUCAAACGUAGCUGCCGCGCUAUACCCCCUCUAUGUAUUCUGUGGUAUCGCGUGCAUCAGCGGAGCAGUUUUAGGCAUUCUUGGCAGGUCUUUGGUCACGCUCUCGAACAACCUCAUUGCUCCCGAACUACCGAAGGCUACUCAGUCGCUGCAGGGGUUAUCGAUGCGAUCGAGGAAGAGAAGGAGAAAGAGUUCUUUUACGGAAGAUUCAUAGGCACUUUACUUUU
Molecule: messenger RNA, 688 nt
Organism: Suillus clintonianus
Lineage: Eukaryota; Fungi; Basidiomycota; Agaricomycetes; Boletales; Suillaceae
Exons: 2
Coding region: 193-675 (160 amino acids)
Source: RefSeq, a predicted model, not a curated record